ACAUAUCAUGCACUCCACAUUUCUCCGAGGUUUGAGCUGCCUAAUCUGGUGUUGAGAUGGCUCAGCUGGCAGGUGCAGAUGAGAUAGAGUCUCUGAGAAUUGAGUUAGCAGAGAUUGGAAGGAGUAUAAGGUCCUCAUUUAGAAGUAAUGCAUCCAGUUUCCGGAGCAUUUCAAGCAUCAUUCAUGUGCAAGAAGAUGAUGUUGAUGAAGGAGAUGCCUUACAAUGGGCUGAAAUCCAGAGGCUGCCCACUUCUGAGAGGGUCACUUCAGCUUUGUUUGAUGCACCUGAUGGCAUGGAAACAGGUGGAAAAACUAAAGGGAAACAGGUGGUUGAUGUCAGCAAGCUUGGAGCUCAAGAAAGGCAUAUGUUCAUAGAGAAGCUUUUCAAGCACAUUGAAAAUGAUAAUCUUCGAUUGUUACAGAAACUCAGGAAAAGAAUUGACAAAGUUGGUAUUAAGUUGCCCACAGUGGAAGUGAGGUAUCAAAAUCUUAGUGUUGAAGCAGAGUGCAAGGUAGUUCAGGGCAAGCCCGUACCUACUUUGUGGAACACCCUAAAGGACUUGAUCUUUGACAUGACAAGAUUAUCAGUUCUGAAAUCUCAAAAUUCCAAGAUAAGCAUCAUCAAAGAUGCCAAUGGAAUUAUAAAGCCUGGAAGGAUGACCUUAUUGCUUGGCCCUCCAGCAAGUGGUAAAACAACAUUAUUAUUGGCAUUGGCAGGAAAACUUAGCCAUUCUCUCCAGGUUCAUGGGGACAUUUCUUGCAAUGGACACAUGCUAGAAGAAUUUAUUCCCCAGAAAUCCUCAGCAUAUGUAAGCCAAUAUGAUUUGCAUAUUCCAGAGAUGACUGUGAGGGAAACACUCGAUUUCUCAGCACGUUGUCAGGGUGUAGGAAGCCGAGCUGAACUCCUGAUGGAAGUCAGUAGAAGGGAGAAAGAGGCAGGGAUAGUACCAGAUCCUGAUUUAGAUGCAUAUAUGAAGGCAACAUCAGUUAAUGGACUGAAGAGCACCCUUCAAACGGACUAUAUCUUAAAGAUCCUUGGUCUUGAUAUAUGUGCCGAUACGUUGGUUGGAGAUCCUAUUCGAAGAGGUAUAUCAGGCGGUCAAAAGAAAAGAUUAACUACAGGAGAGAUGAUGGUUGGACCAAUGAAAGCUCUAUUUAUGGAUGAAAUAUCCAAUGGUUUAGACAGCUCCACUACUUUCCAGAUAAUAUCUUGCCUUCAGCAUCUGGUUCAUAUCACAGAUGUCACUGCAUUAAUUUCACUUCUUCAGCCAGCACCGGAGACCUUUGAUCUCUUUGAUGAUGUUGUCUUAAUGGCAGAAGGGAAAAUUGUGUACCAUGGCCCACGUGAUUAUGUACUUGUGUUCUUUGAGGACUGUGGGUUCAUAUGCCCACAGAGAAAAGGCACAGCUGACUUUCUUCAAGAAGUUAUAUCAAAAAAAGACCAAGCACAGUAUUGGAGCAGGACAGGAGAACAUUACAGUUAUGUUUCUGUUGACCAGUUCAUUAAGAAAUUUAAGGAUUGUCCUUAUGGUCAAAAGCUUCAGGAGGAGCUCUUGAAGCCAUUUGAUAAGUCUCAGAAUCACAAGAAUGCUCUCAUGUUUACAAAGUACUCAUUAACAAAAUGGGAAUUAUUUAAGGCUUGCAUGAUGAGGGAACUUCUUCUAAUGAGAAGAAACUCAUUUGUCUAUGUAUUCAAGUCUGUACAGCUUUUCAUUAUUGCCUGUAUAGCAAUGACUGUUUUCAUACGAACACGAAUGAAGGUUGAUGUGCUCCAUGGGAAUUAUUUUAUGGGUUCACUGUUCUAUUCACUCAUCAUUCUUCUGGUUGAUGGAUUUCCAGAACUAUCUAUGACUGUAUCAAGAAUUUCAGUUUUUUACAAACAGAAAGAGUUGUGUUUUUUUCCUGCAUGGGCUUAUACAAUCCCAUCUGCUAUUUUAAAGAUUCCACUUUCACUAUUGGAAUCUUUCAUUUGGACAGCACUUUCUUAUUAUGUCAUUGGUUACAGCCCUGAUAUUGGCAGGUUCUUUCGCCAGUUCCUUCUCCUAUUUGUCAUACACAUGACUUCAGUAUCCAUGUUUCGAUUCAUUGCCUCAGUUUUUCAAACUGUGGUUGCUUCUACGAUAGCUGGUACCGUGACCAUACUAACUGUUUUACUAUUUGGUGGCUUCAUCAUUCCAAAACCAUAUAUGCCAUCUUGGUUGCGGUGGGGAUUUUGGGUUUCUCCUUUGGCAUAUGGAGAAAUAGGCUUAACUGUGAAUGAAUUUCUUGCUCCUAGGUGGGAAAAGGUGUCUGCGAACUCAACAAUGGGUCAACAAGUACUUGAAAGCCGGGGGCUAAACUUUGAUGGUUACUUUUAUUGGAUAUCAACUGGUGCCUUGAUUGGGUUCACAUUGCUGUUUAAUGCAGGUUUUACCUUGUUAUUGACUUUCUUGAAAGCUCCUGCAAGGUCUCGCACUCUUAUAUCUUACGACAAGCAUUCAGAGUUACAAGGGAACAAAAAAAUCGAUGGUAGCUUUGGUGCGGAUAAGAAACCUGCUCGUUCUCUGACUGAAAGUACUGUAGAAACCAUAAAAGGAGGAUUGGUCCUACCUUUCCAGCCACUAACCUUAGCAUUUCGUGAUGUGCAGUACUAUGUUGAUACCCCUUUGGAAAUGAGAAACAGGGGUUUUACUCAGAAAAAGCUUCAACUCCUUUCUGACAUCACAGGCUCAUUCAGACCAGGCAUACUAACAGCAUUGAUGGGAGUCAGUGGAGCAGGGAAAACAACUUUAAUGGACGUUCUAUGCGGAAGAAAAACUGGUGGUAUUAUAGAAGGAGAGAUUAAAAUUGGUGGCUACCCAAAGGUUCAGGAAACAUUUGCUAGAGUAUCAGGUUACUGUGAACAAAAUGACAUACAUUCUUCAAAUAUAACAGUAGAAGAAUCUGUUAUGUUUUCUGCCUGGCUUCGGCUUCCUUCUCAGAUCGAUGCAAAAACUAAAGCUGAAUUUGUAAAUGAAGUCCUUCAUACUAUUGAACUUGAUGAGAUCAAAGAUUCUUUAGUAGGCAUGCCGAAUAUUAGUGGUUUAUCAACUGAGCAAAGAAAACGCCUGACCAUAGCCACUGAGCUUGUUGCUAAUCCGUCAAUCAUAUUUCUGGAUGAACCGACUUCAGGUCUAGAUGCAAGGGCAGCUGCAGUUGUGAUGAGAGCAGUGAAGAAUGUAGUUGGAACCGGAAGAACUGUUACAUGCACUAUUCACCAACCAAGUAUUGAUAUAUUUGAGGCAUUUGAUGAGGUGAUUCUUAUGAAAACUGGAGGACAAAUAAUCUACUCUGGCCCACUUGGAGAGCACUCAAGUAGAGUCAUUGAGUACUUUGAGAGUAUACCAGGAGUACCAAAGAUUAAAGACAACUAUAAUCCAUCAACUUGGAUGCUAGAAGUUACUUCAAGGUCUGCAGAAACUGAACUUGGAGUAGAUUUUGCCCAAAUUUAUAGGGAGUCAACCUUAUAUAAACAGAACAAAGAGUUAGUUGAGGAAUUAAGUUCACCACUUCCGAAGUCCAAAGAUUUGUAUUUUCCAUCUCAUUUUCCACAAAAUAGUUGGGAACAGUUUAAAGCAUGCUUGUGGAAACAACAUUUGUCCUAUUGGAGAAGUCCUUCAUACAACUUGAACCGCAUCUUUUUUGUGACUGCUUCAUCUCUUCUGUUAGGGAUACUGUUCUGGAAGCAAGGAAAGAAAAUAAAUAGCCAACAAGAUCUGUUCAAUGUAUUUGGUUCAAUGUUCUCUGCUGCUCUCUUCUUUGGGAUAAAUAACUGCUCAACAGUUUUACCAUAUGUGGCUACAGAGCGUACUGUUCUAUACCGUGAAAGAUUUGCUGGAAUGUACUCUCCCUGGGCCUAUUCUUUUGCACAGGUGCUAAUUGAGGUUCCCUAUUCAUUCAUUCAAGCUGCUUUAUAUGUGAUAAUCACAUAUCCUAUGAUUGGUCACUAUUGGUCCGCAUAUAAAAUAUUCUGGUCAUUCUUCAGCAUGUUCUGCAGCAUAUUAAACUUCAACUACCUAGGAAUGUUCAUUGUUUCCGUGACACCAAAUGUUCAAUUGGCUUCUAUAUUGUGUUCAUCUUUCUAUACAAUACUGAAUUUAUUCUCUGGGUACUUUAUGCCACGACCUCAAAUGCCUAAAUGGUGGGUUUGGAUGUAUUAUUUAUGCCCCUUGUCUUGGGCAAUGAAUGGGAUGCUGACUUCACAAUAUGGAGAUAUAAACAAAAAUAUGUCAGUCUUUGAGGAUGUCAAAACAGUUGCUACAUUUUUAGAAGAUUAUUAUGGGUUUCGCUAUGAUUUUCUGGGUGUGACUGCUGUUGUUCUCAUUGUCUUCCCCAUUGUAUUUGCCGCUCUAUUUGCUUACUGUAUUGGAAACCUCAACUUCCAAAGGAGGUAAAAAUAAAAUGAUGUAAAAGUAUAAAUGCAUGUCACUGCAGUUAUGUGAAUCAUUUGAGGCUUAAAGGA
Messenger RNA from Lotus japonicus, 4480 nucleotides. Its product is annotated as pleiotropic drug resistance protein 3. Lineage: Eukaryota; Viridiplantae; Streptophyta; Magnoliopsida; Fabales; Fabaceae. The coding region runs from base 57 to 4412 and encodes 1451 amino acids. The record is from RefSeq and is a predicted model, not a curated record. Gene Ontology annotation, molecular function: ATP binding; ABC-type transporter activity; ATP hydrolysis activity. Gene Ontology annotation, cellular component: membrane. The transcript is spliced from 24 exons.